UCUUGGUGAGAGAGAGAGAGAGCAAACUGUGCACGGGGAGGGAGCCAGGGAGCUACAGGGAACCAGGACGCCGCUGUGUUGUUAUGCCAAAACACUCAGCUGCGGCUUGUCAUACCCAAGUGUGUAUGACAGCCUGUGUGGUGACAUGGUGGUGUCUGUGGCUGACUGUGGCAGGCAUGGAGGUCUGGGGAGGAGGAGAGGAUGGGGAAAGAGGAGGAAGAGAGGAGAGGUCCCUUCAGCAAAUCCCCUUAGGAACCUCAGGAUUUCCCUUACCUGUGGAUAUUGACCCCAUUCCUUCAGGCCCCAGAGAACAGAUCAACCAAGUGACAUCCUUCAUUGAUGGGUCGGUGAUCUACGGGUCCAGCAAGGAGGAGAGUGACGAGCUGCGUGCCUUCUCUGGCGGCCUCCUCAAGGUGCAGCGCGGCCCGGCAAACACCCAGAUCCUCAUGGCCGACACCAACCAGAUUGACUGCAAGACCUCAGGAAGAUUCAAAGCCAGGUCACGCAAGACUCGGGCAGCAGACGGCCAGCUCAAAGACAUCGAGUCAGGUUCCCCAAACAACGUACUGGAUUUGAUGGAGGUUCUGCCUAACACUGACGUCAGCGAUAUCACGGAAAUUCCUAGCGUGUUUGAGCGUGACGACCAGACACUGCCCUGCGACCACACUUUGCGUUUCCGCACAGCUACAGGGUGGUGCAAUAAUCUUAACUUCCCGUCCUUCGGCAAGUCGUUCAGGGCAAAAAGUCGACUCCUACGUCCUUCUUAUGAAAACGGUCUGUCUAAACCUCGCGUCACUUCAGUCACCGGCAAGCCUCUCCCUUCCCCUCGGCUCAUUUCCACCAACAUGCACAACGACGUGUCUGCACCGCAUGUCCGCUAUACCCUAAUGGUCAUGCAGUGGGGCCAGUUUAUUGACCAUGAUAUUAUUUUCACCCCCAUCAACAAAGGUUUCCAAGACUCGAUUCUGGAUUGCCGCAGAUGUGACUCUCCCCAGACAGUCCACCCUGAGUGUUUCCCCAUAGCCAUUCCUCAGAACGAUCCAUUUUUCCCUCCUGUCAAUAUAUCAUCUGGCCAGCCAUUCUGCAUCCCCCUGACCCGCUCCAUGCCAGGCCAGCUGACUCUAGAUUACGAUGCAUACUGCAACCCAACAGUGCUCAAUGAAUUUGGCAUAGCCUUCCGCUUUGGCCACUCUCUACUCAAGCCUUCCCUGGAGCGCAUGGAUGGAAUAUUUGCCAAGAGCAACCCUCCUGUCAAGCUGAGCGAACACUUCUUCAACCCAGACCUACUCUACCAGCCUGGGAUGCUUGAUGAGAUCAUCCACGGCCUGACUACUGUGUCCAUGGAGACACUGGACCAGUUCUUGACAGAUGAGGUGACCAACCAUCUCUUUGAAGACAAGCGGCAGCCAUUCUCUGGCCUGGACCUGGCUGCCCUCAACAUCCAGCGAGGCAGAGACCAUGGACUGCAGCCUUACAAUGAGUACAGGGCCCUCUGUAACCUGACCAGGGCGAGGUCGUUUGAUGACCUGCACAGGGAGAUAGCGAGGCCGGUGAUCGAGCGAAUGAAACGGACGUACGCACACGUGGAUGACAUAGAUCUGUUCACUGGUGGAUUGAUUGAGACGCCGCUGCACGGUGGACUGGUCGGUCCCACGUUCGGCUGCAUCCUUGGCAUUCAGUUCAGGAACCUCCGCUGCUGUGACCGGUUCUGGUAUGAGAAUGCUGACCCACUUGUGCGCUUCACCGACCCUCAGCUCACUGAAAUAAGAAAGGUGACACUGGCCAAGCUUCUGUGUGACAACUGUGACAAUGUGGAAAGUGAACAGCGGUCUGUCUUUGACUUUCCAGACCCCUUCCUGUAA
Scylla paramamosain (green mud crab) is the source of this 1862-nucleotide messenger RNA. RefSeq names its product peroxidasin-like. The transcript is spliced from 8 exons. The record is from RefSeq and is a predicted model, not a curated record. Gene Ontology annotation, biological process: response to oxidative stress. Gene Ontology annotation, molecular function: peroxidase activity; heme binding. NCBI's taxonomy places the organism in Eukaryota, Metazoa, Arthropoda, Malacostraca, Decapoda, Portunidae. Bases 84 to 1862 code for a protein of 592 amino acids.